AGCCUGCAAACAAUAGUGAACGCUAUAAAAAUCCGGCCCAUUAUUCUUAUCGGUCAUAGUCUUGGAGGGCUAAUUAUUAAGCAGGCCCUGAUAUCAUUGUCCGGAUCAGAAAAUAAAGAUGAUCAAAAACUCAUCCAAGCUGUAUAUGGGGUCGUCUUCUUCGGAACCCCACACCAUGGCAUGGAGAUUGGGUCACUUAUUCCCAUGGUGGGAGACGGGCCAAACCGUUUCUUAAUAGAGUCUCUCAACUACAGUAAUUCACAAAUACUUACCAUCCAACAUCGAGAUUUCCAUAAGGCCUUAGGCGGUAAGGGUGAUUCAGAAGUCUUCUGCUUUUAUGAAACCCUUCAGUCACCAACAGCGCAGCAAGAUAAAUUUGGCGCCUGGAAAAUGACUGGGCCUGAUGCGAUCCUUGUCACUAAGUCUUCAGCUAUACAUUGUCGUCCUUGGGAAGAUGGUGCUGAGAAUAUCUGUGCCCUUAAUCGUACGCACUCUGAAAUGGUUAAAUUUAAACCUAACGACUCUGAUUACAACAUUGUAAAAGAAAAAAUCAAGGGUCUUUCCAGACGGGCCCUCAUAGCGCGGGGUCUCGCUAACGAUAUUAACAACGAUAAAUGCAAUAAAUUUGGUCAUUCCGCUAACGGCCCUCGCUGUUACAAAUGCGGUGAAUUUGGACAUUUCGCCAACGACCUUCACUGUUACAAAUGCGGUGGGUAUGGACAUUAUGCUAACGAUGUUCAUUGCGAUAAAUGCGGUGGGAUUGGACAUUACGCCAACGACCCUCACUGCUAUAAAUGCCACGCAUAUGGACAUUUUGCGAAAGAGUGCUCAAUGCGGUAA
Messenger RNA from Trichoderma atroviride IMI 206040, 840 nucleotides. RefSeq lists its product as uncharacterized. The record is from RefSeq and is a predicted model, not a curated record. Lineage: Eukaryota; Fungi; Ascomycota; Sordariomycetes; Hypocreales; Hypocreaceae. Gene Ontology annotation, molecular function: nucleic acid binding; zinc ion binding.